This is a messenger RNA of Agelaius phoeniceus (red-winged blackbird), 3128 nucleotides long. It is a transcript of the gene GNB5, whose product is annotated as G protein subunit beta 5. NCBI's taxonomy places the organism in Eukaryota, Metazoa, Chordata, Aves, Passeriformes, Icteridae. Gene Ontology annotation, biological process: signal transduction. The record is from RefSeq and is a predicted model, not a curated record. Gene Ontology annotation, molecular function: protein binding.
UUCCUUUGCAAAGAUGGCAACCGAGGGGCUGCACGAGAACGAGACCCUGGCGUCGCUGAAGAGCGAGGCCGAGAGCCUGAAGGGCAAGCUGGAGGAGGAGCGGGCCAAGCUGCACGACGUGGAGCUUCACCAGGUGGCAGAGCGUGUGGAGGCACUGGGACAGUUUGUGAUGAAGACCAGGAGAACCCUGAAGGGCCAUGGAAACAAAGUUCUCUGUAUGGACUGGUGCAAGGACAAGAGAAGAAUUGUGAGCUCUUCCCAGGAUGGGAAGGUGAUCGUGUGGGAUUCCUUCACUACCAACAAAGAACACGCCGUGACGAUGCCGUGUACCUGGGUCAUGGCAUGUGCUUAUGCCCCUUCUGGAUGUGCCAUUGCUUGUGGUGGCCUGGACAACAAGUGUUCUGUGUACCCUCUGACAUUUGAAAAAAAUGAAAAUAUGGCUGCAAAGAAGAAAUCUGUUGCAAUGCACACGAACUACUUGUCUGCCUGCAGCUUCACUAACUCAGACAUGCAGAUCCUGACAGCAAGUGGAGAUGGAACUUGUGCUCUAUGGGACGUUGAGAGUGGGCAACUUCUACAGAGUUUCCAUGGUCAUGGAGCUGAUGUCCUGUGCCUGGACCUGGCCCCUUCUGAAACGGGAAAUACAUUUGUCUCUGGGGGAUGUGACAAGAAAGCCAUGGUUUGGGACAUGCGGUCUGGACAGUGUGUGCAGUCAUUUGAAACCCAUGAUUCAGAUAUCAACAGUGUCAGAUAUUAUCCAAGUGGAGAUGCUUUUGCCUCUGGUUCAGACGAUGCCACGUGUCGUUUAUAUGACCUUCGUGCAGACAGAGAAGUAGCAAUUUAUUCCAAAGAGAGCAUCAUUUUUGGAGCAUCCAGUGUGGACUUCUCUCUCAGUGGUCGCCUGCUGUUCGCAGGCUAUAACGAUUACACCAUCAAUGUGUGGGAUGUGCUGAAGGGGUCCCGUGUGUCCAUUCUGUUCGGACAUGAAAACCGUGUCAGCACCCUGCGAGUCUCUCCCGACGGGACCGCCUUCUGCUCGGGCUCCUGGGACCACACGCUCCGGAUCUGGGCGUAACCUGAGAUCCUGUAUGCAGAAUCAAAUGGAGACUGAAACCCUGGACUACAAAAACUGCAUAAAGAAGCCAUUCCUCAAAAUCAAAUAUUCACUACAGUCCAAAAGAGUGACACUCAGCCCACAGAUUAACACAACUAGGUAGAAAAUGUAGUCUGCUUGAACACAUAGCAAACAUCAACUUGUAGUAAAAUGAAAUGUUUUAAUUUUUUUUUGAAACUAUAUUCUUUUAUUAGAAUUAGUUUCAUUAUUUAUAAAGGGACUUUUCUCCAAAGUCACCUGUAUCAUAGAAUUGAGUAUUUCAGUGCACAUUAUGUAUUUAUUUGCAUGCAUUUAGUUCCUUUUUAAGUAAAAAAAAAGUCCUGAUUUUAUCAGGAUAAAGCAAAAGGCUUUGGAAACAUUCCGUAGUGGCAUAUUGAAUUUCAGUGUUGAAAAAUGGAAAGAGAAACAAUUCUGAUACUUUAUGAUGGUGUUAUGGAUGACUGAACCUUGGUGGUAAGUAGAGGAGCAAAGGACCUACUGUGAAGGUACUGGCUGCUGUCAUAGAAAUGUAUUUUUUGUACAGAAAAAAAAUCCCUUCAAUCCCUGUUUUUUCCUACUGUCUUUUUAUAUAGAAAUAAGUAUUUCAUCUCUGUUACCUGAAUAUAAAGAAUCUAAAUAUAUACAAACUUAUAAACAGCAAAGAGGAGGGAUAUAAACAUGAUUUACAUAAUCAUGAGGUAAUACUUAACCAGUAGUUUCUUAGAAAUUUUUAAUUGUAUCACUUGGUGAGUGAAUUUUCUUUUACUUAAAGAAAUACUACAUGCUAAGCACUAAGGGAUACUACACGCUAAGCAUUAAGCACCAUUAUACUGAUGGUCAAAUCUUUUCCAAGUCAGUCAUAGUCAUUCUAUGACCAUGAUUCUUAUUUGCAUUUUGAGCAGUUCAUGCAACUUUGGCAAGGCAAUGUAGCUUAAAUGUAUAUUAAAGCAGUAUAUGCCCACCUUAAGGUCCUUCUGCAAUGUUCAUGCAAAUACAGGUGGAAUCAUACAGUCCUUACUGUCACAGUCAUCUCCCACUGCCAUGGACAUGGUUUUGUCUUAUUUGGACUUGAGGGUGAAUAACAGUGAGCUGUUGGAAAUCUGCUGUGAGCCACAGUCCUGCCAGUGCUUGAUACUGAGCUGACCAGAGCACGUGACUCCAUCUGAUCCAGGAGUCACUGCUUUUCAGGAGAGCAGGACAGCUGGCCACAUUGCUGGCAGCACCCAGCCCUCUGUGUGAGCAUGGGAAUGCCAUAAGGACUGGCAGGACCACCCCACACAGAAGUGAUGCUCUAGAAUCAAGAUUUAAUUAGAUUAAUUAAUUAUGGAACCAUUGUGAGAUUAUAUCUGCAUUCAUACAUUGAAAACUAUUGGGGCUAGAGUGUUCAGCUCUGCUUAUACCAACAGGUUCUGAGUCUCACCUGAGCACAGGCACAAAGAGCUGGAGUAAUGCUGGGGGCUUGCACAACCUGCCCUUUGAAAUGCAGGUGGUGAGGUACAGCUCUGAAUAUAUCAUAGAUAUGAUUUGUAUUUAGAUUGGAACAAGAGAAAAGCUUACUGGAAUGAACCUGUUUACAAGCUCACUGGUCACUAGAGUUUAAUGAUAACAUCCUCACUCUAUUUGCAAGUGGUAUUUUUUUACAAUUAUAUAAAAAUCAUAUUAGAAACAAAGUCUCCUCAUCCAUGAAAACCUUAGGUUCUGUGAAUCCAUAACCAGUUAACCUAAGACACUGACAUUUAUACCAGCUGUCCAUCCCAAAUGGAAUAGGUCAGCUGUUUUCACUUGGAAAAGUCAACUCUGAUGCUUUGCAAUAUUUGUGGAAAACUAUCCCUGUAACAAACUGAAUGCACUAUGGAAAUGUCAUAUAGAACUCACUGUGCAAUAUUGAGUCAAUACACUGUACACAUUUGAUCAAAAGAUUAAUAUUAAUGUUUAGGUAGUAUUUAUUGGCAAGAUGUUUGUUUCAAACAUAAUACAUUGUGUGGAUACUUAUGAACAGCCUAAAUACAAUAAAUUGUAUUUUACAUAUUGAGAA